Molecule: messenger RNA, 2955 nt
Organism: Colletotrichum orchidophilum
Lineage: Eukaryota; Fungi; Ascomycota; Sordariomycetes; Glomerellales; Glomerellaceae
Product: eukaryotic DNA topoisomerase I
Exons: 4
Biological process (GO): DNA topological change; chromosome segregation; DNA replication
Cellular component (GO): nucleolus; chromosome
Molecular function (GO): DNA topoisomerase type I (single strand cut, ATP-independent) activity; DNA binding
Source: RefSeq, a predicted model, not a curated record
ACGUGGGUGCCCUUUCCUACGUCUUCAACGCAGCAAGUGGCGGCCUUUCAAACCAUUCGGCUCUUGCCUCUAUAUCUACGCGAUUCUUCCGCGCGGAUCGGCUUCUACAACAACUUUUUCUGCUCCACCAAGCCCCGUUUUUGGACUUUGCGAUUCAGUUCUUACUUAACUGUCCGUAAACGUCGCGAAACGAGACCUUUCCUCACCAUGAGUAGCUCAGACGACGAUGCACCUCUUGCGAGGUCGAACGGACAUAUCUCUGCAUCGAGGAUAUCGAAAGCCGACGACAUCGCCAUGGACCGAACCGCCUCGAAGGCACGAGCGGCCCCGCCGGGGUUGUCAAUCCGCAAUGGACCCGUUGAAGACAACGAUGCCAUGGACGUCGAUGGCCCAUCGACGAACGGCAAGCGCAAGUCUCGUUCCUCUCUACCCAAGGUCAAUUACAAGGACGAAACCGAAGACAGCGACGACGAUGCUCCUCUGGCCAAGCGACAAAAGACCAAACCCAAGGCGCCAGAAACGGAUUCAGAUGACGAACCCCUCACUUCGAAGAGGGGCAAGAACCUGCCUCCCUCCUACAGAGAGACCGCUUUGCCAGACGAAUCCUCCGAUGAUGAUCAGCCACUGGGUGCCAGGCUCGCGCAGAAGAAGGCCGACAUUGAGAAGGCAGCUGCCAAGGAAGCUCGCAGCAUUCGUGCCAGCGAGGCCAAGGCAAGGAAGGCCACCCCUAAGAAGGCGAAAAAAGAAGAGUCUUCCGACGACGAUGUUCCUUUGGCCAAGUCAGCAACUAAGAAGCGCCUUUCGAACGGUGCUAGAAAGUCAAAUGGAGUCAAGGCCGAAUCGGAUUCCGACGUGCCAAUUGCGAGAAAGGCUACAGCAAAGAAGGCCACCCAAGCCAAGGCGACAGCAGCAAAGGGCAAGGCUGCUGCUGCGCCAGCCAAAAAGGGAGCUGCGAAGGCUAAGGCGGAAAGCGAGGCUCCUGAUGACGAAGAAGAGGAAGAGUACGAGUGGUGGAACGCCCCUAAGAAGGAGGACGACAGCGUCAAGUGGAAGACCUUGGAGCAUAACGGCGUCAUGUUCCCACCCGAGUACCAGGCCCUCCCCAAGAACGUCAGACUGCUCUACGACGGCAAGCCUGUCAACCUGCCUAUCGAGGCCGAAGAAGUUGCCGGUUUCUUUGGGGCGAUGCUGAACUCCAAGCACAACGUCGACAACCCCGUCUUUCAAAAGAAUUUCUUUGACGAUUUCAAGGCUGUUCUCAAGGAGUCAGGCCAAGCAACCGACAAGCAAGGCAGCAAGGUCGACAUUAAGGACUUUGUCAAGAUGGACUUUGAGCCCAUCUUCCAGUACUACGAACAACAGAGCGCCAUCAGAAAGAACCGGACAGCUGCUGAGAAAAAGGCAAUCAAGGCUGAGAAGGAUGAGACGGAAGCUCCGUUCAUGUACUGCAAGUGGGACGGGCGCAAGGAAAAGGUUGGCAACUUCCGUGUUGAACCUCCAAGUCUUUUCCGCGGCCGUGGCGAGCACCCAAAGACUGGAAAGCUCAAGAAACGAGUGUAUCCUGAGCAAAUUACAAUCAACAUUGGCAAGGACGCCAAGGUUCCAGAACCUCCCAAGGGCCACAAGUGGAAGGCGGUUGUUCACGAUAACAAGGCCACUUGGCUGGCGAUGUGGCAGGAGAAUAUCAAUGGUGCCUACAAAUACGUGAUGCUUGGCGCUGCCAGUGCCAUCAAGGGCCAGAGCGACAUGAAGAAGUUCGAGAAGGCACGAGAGCUCAAGAAGCAUAUCGACAAGAUCCGCAGGGAUUACACAAAGGAUCUCAAAAGCGAGGUUAUGGCAGAUCGACAAAGAGCCACGGCCGUGUACUUGAUCGACAAGUUUGCUCUCAGAGCUGGUAACGAGAAGGACUCUGAGAACGAAGCCGAGACUGUCGGUUGCUGCUCCCUCAAGUAUGAACAUAUCACUUUGCGCGAGCCCAAUACCGUCAUCUUUGACUUCCUCGGAAAGGACAGUAUUCGAUUCUACGACGAAGUCACUGUCGAAAAGCAGGUCUUCAAGAACCUGAAGCUCUUCAAGAAGUCGCCGAAGACCGAUGGUGACGACAUUUUUGACCGCUUGACCACUACACAGUUGAACAACCACCUCAAGAACUACAUGCCGGGCCUGACAGCGAAGGUUUUCCGUACCUACAACGCGUCCUUCACCAUGUCCACUCUCCUUCAGAAGCUGGUUGACCACAAGAAUUUGACGAUUGCGGAGAAGGUGAAGCUCUACAACGACUGCAACCGUGAGGUGGCCAUUCUUUGCAACCACAAGCGCACCGUCGGUGCUGCCCACGAGGCGCAGAUGGAGAAGCUCGGCGAUCGCAUCAAGGGCCUCCGGUAUCAGCAAUGGCGCACGAAGCAGAUGAUGCUUCAAAUUGACAACAAGGUGAAGAAGAAGAAGGGCGCCGAAUACUUCGCUCGUCCCGAAGAGUUGACCGACGAGUGGAUCCUAGAGCACCAGAAGUUCUUAGUGGAAGAGCAGCGCACGAAAAUUGAGAAGAAAUUCCAGAAGGAUAACGAGAAACGCCUGGCCGAUGGCGAGAAGCCAUUCCCCGACAAGGAGCUUAAGGAACGCCUGAAGGCUGCGGAUGAACUUGCCGCCAAGUUCAAGAAGGAGAACAAGUCCAAAAAGGUUGAGCCAGAAGGCCGAGGCCCUACGGUUGAGAAGCUUGCCGACCAGGCCAAGAAGAUUGAUGACAGAGUCAAGACUUUGGAGCUUCAGGCCGCUGAUCGCGAUGGCAACAAGGAGGUUGCCUUGAGCACCUCUAAGAUCAACUACAUUGAUCCACGCCUUACGGUCGUCUUUGCCAAGAAGUUCGAUGUUCCUAUUGAGAAGUUCUUCUCGAAGACCCUGCGCGAGAAGUUCAGCUGGGCUAUCAAGUCAGUUGAGGAUGACGAUUGGGAGUUCUGA